Prorocentrum cordatum is the source of this 1365-nucleotide messenger RNA. Lineage: Eukaryota; Dinophyceae; Prorocentrales; Prorocentraceae. The record is from the annotation of a GenBank genome assembly.
AUGCCACACGUACGGAGUGCAAGUGCUCGCAUUAUGCGCCGGGCGCUGGCUGUUCAAAACGGAUACUGUGUGCAUUCACCUGUUCGUUUGCCUCUGGAAGGUUUGGUGCCACCUACGUGUCUCCCACCACCAGGGCUGGAACGGACGACUGCCGAUUUGGUUCUAGAUUAUCUCUUGUUGCGCGAUCCACCUGUUGUUAGAUACAGUUUGGAGGAGGAGGAGGCUGCCAUUACGACCGUUUCGGGGAAUCUUUCUUGCCGUAUGCUUCAAGCCAAAUAUCCAUGUGCCCCUUCGGCAAAUGCUGGAGUGCUGGCUGCUGAUUCCGUGUUUGAUGUUGGAUUGCAGACUCGGUAUAAUCAUUUGGAGGUGGAGCAAGCUGCCGUUGCGACACUCUCGGACAAUUUUUCUUGCAGUUUGAUGCGGGAGGAGGUUGGUCAGGGAUUCGGAGGCGAUCAGUUCUCUCAGAUGAUGGUGGUUUGCCCACGGGUCUCUUCGGUAGAUAUUGGAGUGCAGGCUUCUUCUAGUAUGGAUGUUGCGGACUCUCAUUGUGAAGUCGGCUGUCAGACAGAGAGUGUCGUUGGGAUGGAGGGAGGAGCUUCCGGAGUUCUUCUUGGGAAAGUGACCGUGGCGGCGGAGGAGGAGCUGGAGGCGCCCUCGAGUGCGGAGUCUUCUCCGAACGUGCAGUCUGAUUCCGAUAGCCGCGCCUUGUCAGGUGCGUCCCAGGGGUGUCUGAAUCGUCCCGUCACGCUCAAUGAGGUAUCGAAUCCUGUACGAGGUCACCGCAAAAGCAGAGGCAAAGGCCAACGAUAUCAUAGCAGCGCCAAGCCGGCCAAGAGCUCUAAAGGCGCCAACAUACGAGGAACUGUUCUUGGGAAAGUGACUGAGGAGGCGGAGGAGGAGUCGGAGGCAGUAUCCGAUGUCACGCUCGUCGUGGCAUCGAACCCUGGCUGCAAGAACGAGGAGGAGGAGAAUGUUCAUAUUGAAGCUGUUGCUCAGAUGGAGCAGGAGGAGGUGGCUCAGGAGGAUUUUCGCCUGUACCUGGAGAAGGCGCUAAAUCUUCGUAUCAGAAAAUACAGAUUUGUACGGACGACUGCUACGGACGACGUCGUGUCAACGGUGCACGUGCCAGAUUUCCUUUCUGAAUUUCGAGCCUGCGAUGAGGACGAACGGGACUGUUGGAUUUGGGAUGCGUUCCAAACCUUCAGGGAUCACGAUUCAAUCGAAGCCGUCUUACAUGACCUUCAGCAGGUUAUGGACAGUGCUGCCCAGCCGUCUGCUCUUGUGAAAGAGGCGAAACACCUCUGUGACAACUUUAUGGAAUUAUGUGAAUUGCAGAGCAGCGGAGAGCUUGAUGGAAUUAUUUGA